This is a messenger RNA of Melampsora larici-populina 98AG31, 375 nucleotides long. RefSeq lists its product as uncharacterized. The transcript has 4 exons. Gene Ontology annotation, molecular function: RNA binding. Gene Ontology annotation, cellular component: U4/U6 x U5 tri-snRNP complex; U6 snRNP; precatalytic spliceosome. Gene Ontology annotation, biological process: mRNA splicing, via spliceosome. The coding region runs from base 1 to 375 and encodes 124 amino acids. The record is from RefSeq and is a predicted model, not a curated record. NCBI's taxonomy places the organism in Eukaryota, Fungi, Basidiomycota, Pucciniomycetes, Pucciniales, Melampsoraceae.
AUGAUGAUGUUGUUUUUCAUAAAAAUCAGAGUUCUAAGCUCGCUGAAUAUUUGGUAUGUUCUUGAACCAGUUCUUAGAUCACCUUUUUACGAAAAUAAUGUAAACACCAAGGAUAAGCGCGUCCUGGUCAUCACACAGGAUGGAAGGACCAUCACAGGAGAUUUGAAAGGAUUCGAUCAAACUACCAAUAUCAUCUUAUCUGAAUCUAUAGAAAGAGUCUAUUCUGCUGAUGAACCUAUGGAAGAAGUUCCCUUAGGACUUUACGUAGUGAGAGGUGAUCAUAUUUCAGUGAUCGGAGAACUUGAUGUUGAUUUAGAUCGAAAGAUUGAUUGGUCUCUUGUUCGAGCUGAACCUCUUGAAGAAAUUAAAUAUUAA